This is a messenger RNA of Phytophthora sojae, 837 nucleotides long. RefSeq lists its product as hypothetical. The record is from RefSeq and is a predicted model, not a curated record. The annotation marks the transcript as partial. The transcript has a single exon. Lineage: Eukaryota; Oomycota; Peronosporomycetes; Peronosporales; Peronosporaceae.
AUGGCCCCGCCGCCCAUCGGGUUAGAUGUGACCGCGCACAAGGAGGAGCUGAACGUGACGGACGCCAAGAAGAAGACGAAGCUCCGCGUGCGCUACUACGUGGAGCUCGUCGUGGGCCCGCCGCGCGAGAGCCACACGCGCCUGGGCUUCUCCGGCUCCUUCCAAGCGCUCAUGCGGCUGCACCGCGAGUUCGUGCGCCUGUACGUGGAGAAACACGGGGACCCCCAUGGUGGGCUACUCACGGGGCGCGAGAGCUUCUUGUCGAACUCGUCGUCCACGUCGCGCUCGUCUGUGUCCUCCACGUCCAAGGGGUCUCCUAGCUCCCUCUCCAAGUUCGUGCGGCACACGUUCGGCCUCAAGAAGAAGAGCACAGAGGCGGAAACUCAAGCAACUGCUAGUAACCAGCACACGCACCACGGACACCACCACCAACCGUACCCGAUGGCACAAGAACCUCCUGGAAUUGCACCUUUCCCGGCCCAGAACAAGAUGCUGGUUCAUCUCGAGAGUGGGGAGGCUAAGGACGAUGCCAAAAUCGAGGCCCGCAACGCAGCGCUCUUCGAGUACUACUCGCAUCUAUUUAACUCGGACGAUGGCGAUAUGUAUCUGGAGCUCGUCCACCAGCGCGCGCAAGAGCGAGCGGACAAGAACAAACGUGGAAUAGUGGAGAACCAGUCGGACGACGGAGCCGCACCGUCUUCCCACAGCAGUGGUGGACUUCUCAAGCUGUUGGGCCACCACCCGAAACAUGAAGACGGCAAAAACAGCAAGCACGUGGAGUUCUUUGAGCCUGUGUAUGUUCGUGCAAGGGGGAAGUCGCGCGGGCGUCGAUCUACU